Messenger RNA from Helianthus annuus (common sunflower), 1806 nucleotides. Its product is annotated as beta-glucosidase 24. The record is from RefSeq and is a predicted model, not a curated record. The transcript is spliced from 13 exons. The coding region runs from base 112 to 1704 and encodes 530 amino acids. Gene Ontology annotation, molecular function: beta-glucosidase activity. Gene Ontology annotation, biological process: carbohydrate metabolic process. Lineage: Eukaryota; Viridiplantae; Streptophyta; Magnoliopsida; Asterales; Asteraceae.
GCGUCUUGGUUGUCUAAUAGAAAAAAACACUAUAAAUAUGACAUAACCUCCAAGCAUUUGGUCGGCUAUAGAUACAUAUUCUAAUUAAGGAAAUUAAACCAGUGAUUAAAAAUGCAUUUGGAAGCCAGUGUUGUGUUCAUAACAACAAUUAUUUAUUAUGUGUCUUCAAUUAUUAAAGGGUUGGAAGCAAUUUCUAGUGUUGGGUUACCACCCAAUUGGGCUUUAGCUACUAUCAACCGGUCUAGUUUCCCUAAUGAUUUUACUUUUGGUUCUGCCUCUUCUUCAUUUCAGAAUGAGGGUGGAGCAAAUGAGGAUGGUAGAGCUCCAAGUAUAUGGGAUAUUUUUGCUCGAAGACAUCCUGACAGGAUUGCUGAUCACAGUAAUGCGGUUAUGGCCACCGAUAGUUAUCAUCGUUACAAGGAGGAUGUGAAGAUGUUAAGGCAAAUGAGCAUGGAUGCAUACAGUUUCUCAAUCUCAUGGUCUCGAGUUAUACCACUUGGGAAAAUAAGCAGCGGUGUUAAUGAGCAUGGAAUUUCAUACUACAAUAAUCUCAUAAACGAAUUACGCUCAAAUAAUAUUGAACCCUUUGUUACUCUAUUUCACUGGGAUCUGCCUCAAGCUCUUGAAGAAGAAUACGGUGGCUUCUUGAGUUCCCGUGUUGUCAAUGAUUUUCGUGAUUUUGCUGAGCUUUGUUUUCGAAGAUUUGGUGAUCGGGUCAAGUACUGGAUCACCCUAAACGAGCCAUGGAGCUAUAGCGUUGGAGGUUAUGAAAAAGGCUACUAUGCCCCUGGCCGGUGUUCGCACUUCGCCGGUAACUGUUCGGCUGGUGAUUCAGGAAUCGAGCCGUAUAUUGUUGCUCAUAAUCUGCUUCUUUCCCACGCUUCAGCCGUUAAGUUGUACCAUGACAUUUACAAGGGACCUCAAAAGGGCAAGAUUGGAAUUUCACUCGUGACACGGUGGAUGGUACCAUUCUCUGAUGAGAAAUUACAUCGUGACGCUGCACUUCGCGCUAUUGAUUUUGAGUUUGGUUGGUUUAUGAAUCCAUUAACGUUUGGGGAAUACCCUGAGUCUAUGCGAAUCAACGUCGUGAAUAGAUUACCGCGAUUCACAACAGAAGAAUCGUACACGUUGAGGAACUCACUAGAUUUCCUUGGAUUAAACUACUUCACCGCAAAUUAUGUUCAACAUGUUUCUGAGGCUGUAACUGAUAACAUGACUCGAUCUUCCGAUGUUCAAGCUCAUUUAUCAAUUGAAAGGAAUGGAGUUCCAAUUGGUGCCAAGGGCGGGACAGAGGGUCUUCGAUCUUACCCACAAGGGCUGCAUGAUCUUCUCGUAUACAUCAAGAACAAUUACAACAAUCCCACAAUUUAUAUUACAGAAAAUGGAGUUGACGAGACUAGCAAUUCAUCGUUAUCCCUUCGAACGGUUCUCCAAGACGAUUUCAGGGUUCAAUACUACGUCGGACAUCUCCAAAAGCUUCUACAAGCUAUCAAGGGUGAAUGUGAAAGGAUACUUUGCAUGGUCGUUAUUGGACAACUUUCAAUGGGAACGUGGCUAUGCAGUUCGCUUUGGGCUACAUUUUGUAGAUUAUGGGAACGAGUUGAGACGAUAUCCAAAGUUUUCAUCCACUUGGUUCACCAAUUUCUUGCGCAUUCGAGGCUAGAAACCAGAAGACUAAAUUUUCUUUUAUUUCUCUUUAAAUAAGAGAUGGAUAUCCUAUUAAGGUUACCAAUGAAAAUCAACAAGAAUAAUGAAUUAAACUUUGUUUAUUGUUACAUAACCGCUUAUUACAUAGUUUUAACCUUA